Papilio polytes (common Mormon) is the source of this 3101-nucleotide messenger RNA. It is a transcript of the gene GLS, whose product is annotated as glutaminase liver isoform, mitochondrial. The transcript has 10 exons. Gene Ontology annotation, molecular function: protein binding; glutaminase activity. The coding region runs from base 182 to 2101 and encodes 639 amino acids. The record is from RefSeq and is a predicted model, not a curated record. NCBI's taxonomy places the organism in Eukaryota, Metazoa, Arthropoda, Insecta, Lepidoptera, Papilionidae. Gene Ontology annotation, biological process: L-glutamine catabolic process.
AAGCCGUUAUCAAGAUACGAGCAUACAUCACAUUUUGGGAAAACAGUCGACGUGUAUGCAAGGUAAACAUCAGUAUUAGAUAAAGUCGUGAGUGAGGGGCAGGGGAGCCAGUUAGCGCGUGCGCGUUGGUUCAGCGCGAUAGAGCGCCCCUCGGCCUUGUCUUCUGUCGUCGAACGCCGCGAUGAACAGCCGCCAGCUCCGCCGCCUGCUCGCCGCCCGACCCUCGCUAGCUCUCCCGGAAUGCGUCCGAACACGCCGCUAUAGUCAAGUGAGACCGGUAUAUGUCAUAGAGCGACCUAAAUGGCGAAAUUCAACACCGAAUUUCUACGCCCUUCAGUCGAUAGAUAUGAGAGCCUACUCUUUCGUGCACAACCUCGAUCCGAUAUUGGUACGCGAGGGCUCCCACAAAAAUGCCGACGACGUGUUAUUUGACAUGUUCAAAAAUGACGAAACUGGCCUUCUUCCAGUUGGAAAGUUUUUGGCUGCUUUAAGAACAACGGGGAUUAGAAAGAAUGACCCACGUGUUAAGGAAGUAAUGCACAACUUGUACAAAGUGCAUAAGGAAUCUAAUUUUGAGAGCGGCUCGCCCGAAACAUUGAAAUUGGAUAGAAAGACAUUCAAAGAGGUUAUAGCACCAAACAUUGUUCUGAUAACGAGAGCAUUUCGCAGUCAAUUCGUCAUACCAGACUUUCAGGACUUUAUAAAAGACGUAGAAGAAAUCUAUUGGGCAGCUAAAAGUAACACAGACGGCAAGGUCGCUAGCUACAUACCUCAGCUCGCGAGAGCGUCAAAUGAAAACUGGGGAGUGAGUGUAUGCACGAUAGAUGGGCAAAGGUUUUCAAUUGGUGACGUCAACGUACCAUUCACGUUGCAGUCAUGCAGCAAGCCUCUCACAUACGCUAUGGCUCUUGAAACACUGGGACCUGACGUAGUCCACAAAUACGUUGGCACCGAGCCCAGCGGCCGAAACUUCAAUGAACUUGUCUUAGAUUACAACAUGAAACCGCACAAUCCUAUGAUAAAUGCGGGUGCUAUUUUAGUAUGCUCAUUAUUGAAAACGCUCGACAAACCGGAAAUGACAUUGGCGGAAAAAUUCGACUAUGUUAUGUCAUUCUUCAGUCGUCUCGCUGGCCAUGAAGUUUUGGGCUUCAAUAAUGCUGUAUUUUUGUCUGAGCGCGAAGCCGCGGAUAGAAACUACGCGUUAGGAUUUUACAUGCGUGAACACAAAUGCUAUCCCGAUAAAACUAAUCUUCGUGAAUGCAUGGACUUCUACUUCCAGUGUUGUUCAAUGGAGGCGAAUUGUGAUAUAAUGUCAAUCAUGGCGGCUACUUUAGCUAAUGGUGGAAUAUGUCCCAUUACUGACGAGAAAGUUCUGAGGCCGGAUUCCGUCCGCAAUGUGUUAUCCUUAAUGCACAGCUGCGGCAUGUAUGACUACUCGGGACAAUUCGCUUUCAAAGUGGGACUGCCAGCAAAGUCAGGAGUGUCGGGAGCUAUGCUCAUUGUUGUUCCGAAUGUUAUGGGCAUCUGCACUUGGUCUCCGCCUCUGGAUCCCCUUGGAAACAGUUGCAGGGGGCUCCAGUUCUGCGAGGAUCUAAUCAUGCGUUUCAACUUCCACAAAUACGAUAACAUUCGUUAUGCCAGUCACAAAAAGGACCCGCGUCGUUACAAAUUUGAAUCUACUGGCCUCAGCAUCGUGAAUCUCUUAUUCUCCGCCGCCAGUGGUGAUCUCAGUGCUCUAAGAAGGCAUCAUCUCUCCGGUAUGGACAUGACGCUUUCUGACUACGACGGGCGUACAGCAUUACAUCUGGCUGCAGCCGAAGGACAUUUAUCUUGCGUUGACUUCCUCCUCGCUCAAUGCUCGGUGCCUCACGACCCUCGAGACCGUUGGGGCAGUCGUCCAUUGAACGAGGCCGAGACAUUCGGACACACAGCCGUAGUCCAAUACUUGAAGGAAUGGGAACGCACACAUCCCAACGGAACAGAAGAUAAAUCCGAAUCGGCCGUCGACGCCAUCCUCGAGGUGAAUCCGGAAGCAAACGACGCUGUCAAAGAUCCGAGCAUACAAGAAAUAGUUACGCGAAACGGGGAUAAAGUGCAGUAAAUCUCAUAAAAAGCCAAAAUAAUGUGUAUUGUUCCAUGUUAAUGUUUAAAACGUAUUUGAUGUGUAGUAUAUUGGUGGCGUAAAGGCCGCUUACCCGAUUCAUAUUUAAUAUCGAUCAUCAAUACCUUUUAAGGAGCAAGUUGUCCUUGUUAAUGUAGCGAUUUCCAUUGUUCUCUUGACUUUAUGAUACGGCACGACAUAUACUUUCUCUUUUAAUUUGAUCCAUAAAUUGUUAUCACCCUUCCUUUCUUCCUCUUCCUUUUUUAUUUCACAUGUAAAAUUGUGGUGUCGUAUCAUUAAUAACAAUACAACUAAAGAUUCUUCUAGUCGAAUUUUUGAGAAAAAAAGUAGAUAUUUGACUAUAGUAAAAAUAGGAAAUCGAAACAAUACUACGAUAUACUUUUUUGUAAUUGAUUCUAUUUAUAUUUUUGUGCUCUAUUUUAAUUUUAUGAACUUUUACAAUUGUUUUUGGCUGUGAUAAACUUUCGAAUGACAUACUUCUACUUUACAUUUUAUUUAUUGUUUGUUCAUAUGUGUCUAGUAUAUAAGUAGAUAGAUCACAGGCAUUUAAUAUAAAAGUAUAUUUUAAAAUUGAUGUUCCAUUCUAUUACAGGAGUUUAUAAGUCUUUCUAAGAUCUGAUGUUCUGGAUCAUGUUUCCGCUUAUCAUAUUUACCAUUCCUACUUUUGUAGCGUGUGAUUAUGUAAAGGUUGGUUGCUUCUAUUAUUCAAUUACAUAUAAGUGUGUUCAAACCAAACAUAUAGACAGCUGUUGACUAUGAACAUCACAGUGAGCCUUCUUAUACUCAGCAGCUGUCAAUAUAUUUGUUUUGAAUAUUUAAAACAACUUGUUCUACUUUAAAACUACUAAGUAGAGAAAGUUACAGGAAUUUGAGUCAUAAAUGCAUCUCAGAUGAAGACAAUAAGUAUCUUAAAUAGUAAAAGCUGAAUAUUGUAGUAGCUUUGUGGUUAUUCCUGCCUCCAAAUAUAUAUGUCAAUUAA